Molecule: messenger RNA, 3180 nt
Organism: Pollicipes pollicipes
Lineage: Eukaryota; Metazoa; Arthropoda; Thecostraca; Pollicipedomorpha; Pollicipedidae
Product: alpha-(1,3)-fucosyltransferase 7
Exons: 5
Coding region: 1-1275 (424 amino acids)
Cellular component (GO): membrane
Molecular function (GO): fucosyltransferase activity
Source: RefSeq, a predicted model, not a curated record
AUGUACGGCAUAGACAGUCACUGGCUAGAUCGCCCAACCAGGACCAGCCGACAGCAGGCGGUGCGUCGUCAUCAGUGCUGUGCUCAGCGGCAGUUGAGCGGAGCCCUCCACGCGGCAGACUGCGGCGCUCCAGCUCGUGUUCACCGAUACUGUUGCGGUCAUGGACUCGCCGAGGUGCCCAACGGUGAACAAAACAGCACGAAUGAGCAGCACGCCGUGACGACCGGGUCACCUGAGGGCAGUAGGGGUCCGACCCAUUUUAAGACGUCGUCAUCACCGAGCAGCUCAACACCAGACCAACACAUCGGACGGGCCAAGUCAAACGUCAUCCUGUACUGGACCACCAAUUACGGUAGUGCAGACUUUUCCUUUGGCUUUGGCGCGGCGCCGUUUGUUGGGUGCCCCGUGAACAACUGUGUGACGACAAACAACCGGACCAUGCUCGACAGUGCAGCUGCCGUUCUAUUCCACGGCCGCUCGAUGAGCGCGAAGCACCUGCCGAAGCGAAGGCGGGCAGACCAGCGCUUCGUGUUCGUGCUCCGCGAGCCUCCCACGCUGACGUACAUUGGGCUGAGGCCACUGGACUACUUCUUCAAUACGACGAUGACCUACAGUAGGAGCGCAGACAUCUACUUCCCUUACGGGAAAACUGUGCCUGGCGAACAAGAAGGAGAAGUGCCCCUGUUCUCUAACAGGAAGGUGGCCGCCGCCUGGGUGGUUUCCCACUGUCCAUCCCACUCGAAACGGGAGGUGUACGUCAAGAAGCUCGCUCGCUCCCUGCAGGUGGACAUCUACGGCAAAUGUGGGACACUCAGGUGUCCCAGUGACAAAAGAAAGUCCGCCCCGAGGAUCGACUGUUACCGGAGCGUAGCUGCCACGCACUUCUUCUACCUGUCGUUCGAAAACAGUCUGUGCGAGGACUACAUCACGGAGAAGUUCUGGCUGGCUCUGCGUGCGGGCCUGGUGCCGGUGGUGCGCGGCCCGCCACCAGAGGCGUACCAACGCGUCGCGCCGCCCCACUCCUUCAUCCACGUGCAGGAUUUCCAGAGCGUUAGCGGGCUGGCGGCCUACCUCAGCUCACUCAUGCACAACCGCACCGCGUACGAAAGCUACUUCGCGUGGAGGAGCAGCUACCGCGUGCGAUUUGACGAUAAAGUAUGUGAUCUCUGCGCCUACCUCAGCCAAGAGCAGCCGACGAAAGCAGUCAGACUGUCGGAGGUGUGGGGAACAGACCAGCACUGUGUCAGCGGGGAUGCUCUCAAUGCAGGAAGCUGAGUGAUGCCGCUGCUGGGUUGCGCUGCUGCUCGGCUGCGGCCCGAGUGCAUGCCAGGUUAUGCGCUGGCUUUUUUAAAGACGCCCCACGUGUUACGUUUUCGUAAAGGAUGCAAAUUGUUGCGUUUUGUUGCAUGCUAUGCCGCUCUAAAAACGUUGGUCCGUCGGCUUGUGCACUGACGGCACCCCGCGAGAGCGUUACUAAUUGCAGCCAGAUAUGGUCGGCACGUGGCCGGCGACGAAGCUAAGGUUUGUGAUAUGAGCAGCAGAUGGCUCUGCCUACCACGAGUGAAGCAAAUCUGACAGCAACCGGCAACUCGCAAGACUUCCCUUACAAUCAGAGGAGUCACUUCAUAAACUUUCGGGCCCGAGCCCCCUUAAUGCCAACCUGUGAUGUUUUUGACACAUUAACUCCUUCAUAUGUUGCGCCAGCAUGCAAAUGACAAGGCUUUUGAUUGAGAUAAAGAUCGAUUGAUUGCGAUAUGCAGCAGCUGUUGAAAUCAUCCUUCCUCUUAUCCUAUAUCCUACUUCACCUUCCAUCCACGCGCCACCCCGCUUGUGCAGAGCAGGCUGCAUGCGUCAGCCACGAGGGGAAGGGGGACCCGUGGGAAGGGAGACCCCAACCGUGAGCCGGGUGCCCAGAGCGCAUGCGCGGUUUAAAGUUCGGUAGUUGAUCUCCCAAGUAUGCAAGUCAACCUCACCGUUUACCAUUCACCUUCAUCCCAUAGUCCUGAAACGAUCACCUCUGAUUGAAAGGGCUAUAAUUAAAAAAGGCUUUUGAAAUAAUUUGAGCCUCUUCUGCCCCAUCCUGUUUCAUGCCUCAUUCCAGCGACACCUCGCUUGACCGUGGCAGGCUGCAUGUGUCAGCCACGAGUGGGCCGAGAGCCCCGUGGGAAGGGAACCCCAACUCGGUGCCCAGCGCACAUGCGCAGGUAAAAGCCCGGUGGUUGGCCCACAGGCGCAUGCUUCGCCGUUGCCCCACAUGCCUCACCGUUAAUCAUUUCCGUUCGUCCCAUAGCCCUAAAAUGGUCACUUCUGGUCGAAAGGGCUCGAAUCCAAACAUCCAAACAACAACUAAAGCUUUUGAAAGAAGAGGGUGGCCAAAUAAAAGUUAGCGCGUUUUCCCCAAAAGAUGCAAGCGCGAUUGUGGCAUAAUCGUGGCUGCUAUCAGCACCAGCGUUAGUCAUUAGUAAUUCCUCACUAAGAUUUACUACGAUGCUUUUUGUGGAAUUAUGUCUAAACUUGUCGACAAAGGCAGCACUCAUUCAAUUAAAAUGGAAUGUCAUUCCUCUACAGGAAAACAAUUUUGAGUCAAGAAACAUUUUAAAAAUUAGUUUUAACGUCGAAGGCACAAAUUUAAGCGGCUGACAUCCCAGACGAAAUCAAUUUUUGGGGUAAGUAAGAGGGUCAACCAUUCUGAUUCGCUCCCCUGCCCACUGAUUUUAGAAAGUGACACCUCUGCACGCAGUGUCCUUUUCGCGUGAGUUCCAACUUUUAUGUCGGAGGUGUGGAAAAGUUCAAGUGUUUUUGUCACCCCAAAUGUAACGAAAACCAAGUGAAAUGGGCAGGCGACAGGAUUUAAGAAAGGGCUGAGGCACGAUGAAUAUGGUGGCUGGCGAUGGAACCCGUCUAAGGCUUGAGCAAAUUAGGCAAAUGUGAGACAAUGUGCCACCAGAUUUGAGUACAGCUACUUACUCAAAAUAUUGGCCUGUAUGUGGAGGCAAAUAACAAACAGAAAUACUUGGGCCCAUCAAUGCAUGCGAAAUACAAUCGAACGCCCAGUAAUCAAGAACCCAAACGUCUUUAUCGUGUAGGCCAUGCCACAUGGACAAGGGCGGCCCCACAGCCUUUUGAUAGGGGGAGGGUGAUGAGAUCAUAAUCACAACGAAGCUUGAAUAAAAAAUGGUU